UGUGUGUGUGUGUGUGUGUGUGUGUGUGUGUGUGUGUGUGUGUGUGUGUGUCAGUCAGCGGGCUGCUGUGAGGACUUCUCCCCGCUGAACGUCUCUUUAUUCGGGAGUGCCGGCGGCUGUUAGCGGGCAGGAUGAGCUCCUCCGCGGGCCUGCACACUCAGCUGGCCGCCGUCAUGGAAUCUCUGGUCCACGCUGCGGUGGCGGAGCUGAAGAAGCUGCUGGAGCUCAGCCUGGAGGUCCGGGCCGGAGAGGAGACACCUCUGCCGGCCAAACUGCAGGCCGACAGCCGGGACAAGAUGGUCAUGUUCGCCUCUGUCAUGGAGUCUCUGGGGAACGAGGCCCUGUGGAAGAUCAUCCACAUCCUGGAAGAAGCCCGACUGCUGAAGCCCAGGAAGGGCCUCAAGAAGAAGAAGAAGAAGAAGAAGACCAGAGCCCGCCACAACACACAGAUCGAGGUUGAACACUCCUACGGAAUGAGACUCGAAAGCUCCGACUCACAUGGUUUGACUCAGACUAAACUGGAGGAGGCGGGGGAGGCAGAGGAGGCGGGGGGCAGGGAGGAUGACAAUCUGGUUGUUCUGGCGGUCACCGUUAAAGACGAACACGAGGACAUCGACAUCAGCGCCCUCGAUGACAGAGCUGAAGCUGCUGAACCAGUGACCUAUACCCUACAGCACAAGCAAGAGUACGAGGACCAGCCGCUGGACCGGCUGGACCCCGAGCAGGAGCACCAGCAGCUGGACCAGAUGGACAAGGAGUACCAGCAGAAGCAGGAGCAAGACGAGCAAGAGGACCAGCAAGACCAGCAAGACCAGGAGCACCAGCAGAGGCAAGAGCAGGACCAGAAGCACCGGCUUGACCAGCAGUGGGAGCAGGAGUACCAACACCAACUGGACCAGCAACAGGUGCAGGAGCACCAGCAGCUAACCCAGCUGGACCAGCAGCUUCAGCUGCAGCAGGUUUUCCUCCUGCCAAAGUUCCUUAUACUGAAUCACAUUGCGACGGAAACCAGCCAGCAGCGGUUCGAGUGUCCAAAGUGCGGUAAGUGUUUCUCCAAACGGAAGCAGCUCACGAGGCACGCCCUGACGCACAGAGAAGAGAAGCCGUUCGUGUGCAGCAUCUGCAGCCGAGCCUUCGGUCAGAGGCAGAGUCUGAAGAGACACAUGAGGACACACACCGGAGAGAAGCCGUACACCUGCGAGGUGUGUGGCCGCAGCUUCAACCUGCUGAGGAACCUGCACCGCCACGCGCACACCCACACCGGCAAGAAGGUCUUCGUCUGCGGCGUCUGUGGUAAAGGCUUCACCCGCUCUGUCGCACUCAAAACACACGAGCUCAUCCACACUGGACAGAAACCUUUACAGUGCGAGCAGUGCCCCAAAACCUUCCGCCAGGCAAUCAGCCUCAAGAACCACCAGAUGAUCCACAGCGGCGUGCGGCCAUUCAGCUGCGACCUCUGUGGGAAGAGCUUCCGUCAGGCGGUGAACCUAAAGAUCCACCAGAGGAUCCACACCGGCGAGCGUCCGUUCAGGUGCCAGGAGUGCGGCAAGACGUUCAGCCAGCAGAGCAGCCUGAUGCUACACGGCCGCACGCACUCCAAAGAGCGCCCGUUCGCCUGCAGCUCCUGCGACAAGAAGUUCAACAACGCCAACAGCCUGAAGCUGCACCUGCGCCUGCACACUGGAGAGAAGCCGUACACCUGCGAGGUCUGCGGCAAGACCUUCAACCUGCUCCAGAGCCUGCACUGUCAUUCACGCAUCCACACAGGCAAGCUGUUCGUCUGCGGGGUCUGCGGUAAAGGCUUCACCCGCACCAUCACGCUCAAAGCUCACGAGGUCAUCCACACCGGACAGAAACCCUUCAAGUGUGAGCAGUGCGGUAAAUCCUUCACGUCUCAGAGCAACCUGAAGUCUCAUCAUCGCAUCCACACGGGCGAGAAGCCGUUCACCUGCAGCGUCUGUGGCCGAGCGUUCCGUCAGCGGCAGAGUCUGCAGAGUCACAUGAGGACGCACACUGGCGAGCGGCCAUACGAGUGUCCGCAGUGCGGCAAGUGUUUCUCCAAACAGACGCAGCUGAAGACGCAUUCCAUCAUCCACACCGGAGAGAAGCCAUACGGCUGCGACGUGUGCGGCCGCCGCUUCAACCUGCUGCAGAACCUGCACCGCCACGCACACACCCACACCGGCAAGAAAAUCUUUGUCUGCGGCGUCUGUGGUAAAGGCUUCACCCGCGCCGUCACGCUCAAAACACACGAGCUCAUCCACACCGGACAGAAACCCUUCAAGUGCGAGCAGUGCCCCAAAACCUUCCGACAUGCCAACAACCUGAAGAACCACCUGAGGAUCCACAGCGGUGUGCGGCCAUUCAGCUGCGACCUCUGUGGGAAGAGCUUCCGUCAGUCGGUGAACCUGAAGAUCCACCAGAGGAUCCACACCGGCGAGCGUCCGUUCAGCUGCGAGGAGUGCGGCAAGACGUUCAGCCAGCAGAGCAGCCUGAUCUCGCACCGCCGCACGCACUCCAACGAGCGCCCGUUUGCCUGCAGCUCCUGUGACAAGAAGUUCAACAACGCCAACAGCCUGAAGCUGCACCUGCGGAUCCACACCGGAGAGAAGCCGUACACCUGCGAGGUCUGCGGCAAGACCUUCAGCCAGGGCAGCCACCUGAGGACGCACAAGAGACACGUCCACGCCGGCGGCAAGCAGUACAUCUGUGACCGGUGCGGGAAGAGAUACUCGGACCAACGAAACCUGAAGCUGCAUAAGUGCGGCUACGCCUGAUUGGACCACGCUGCCGUGUGACCACGCUGCCGUCUGAUUGGAUGAAAUAAAGACUGGAAUGUUUUUAAUUGAUGUUUGAUCAAUACUUGAAUCUUUGCAGGUCAGACAGGAAGUCGACCUGUGUUAACCAAUCAGAGCUGAUAGAUGUUGAAGUGGGCGGGGCUUCAGUUCAGAUAGUCUUGCAGUCAGUUUAAACACUACAGUACCCAUGAAUCUCUGUGUCUGUUGCCAGGGAGACGACUUCCUCAGGAGAGUCCACAGGUGAGCGCACCCUCAGGCAACAGACUGUGGAGCUCUCUGAUUGGAUGAUUCCUGCAGCAAAGCUCUCUGGGAGUUGUAAACCUUUUGUUUACAUGGAGCUGACAAGCUCCUCCCACUGACAUACUGUGUUCUGAUUGGUCAAGCCAUGAAUUUGUCUGUUUAUAUAAACUUUGAUGCUUUUUUAUAAUUUAAUACAUUU
This is a messenger RNA of Larimichthys crocea (large yellow croaker), 3237 nucleotides long. Its product is annotated as zinc finger protein OZF. Gene Ontology annotation, molecular function: DNA-binding transcription factor activity, RNA polymerase II-specific; RNA polymerase II cis-regulatory region sequence-specific DNA binding. Gene Ontology annotation, cellular component: nucleus. Lineage: Eukaryota; Metazoa; Chordata; Actinopteri; Sciaenidae. Gene Ontology annotation, biological process: regulation of transcription by RNA polymerase II. The record is from RefSeq and is a predicted model, not a curated record. The transcript has 6 exons. Bases 132 to 2777 code for a protein of 881 amino acids.